Drosophila gunungcola (fruit fly) is the source of this 782-nucleotide messenger RNA. Its product is annotated as circumsporozoite protein. The transcript has 2 exons. The coding region runs from base 123 to 611 and encodes 162 amino acids. Lineage: Eukaryota; Metazoa; Arthropoda; Insecta; Diptera; Drosophilidae. The record is from RefSeq and is a predicted model, not a curated record.
UUACUUCCCAACACUGGCCACAAAGCGUAAACAACUACGGGCAUACUAAACUUGCAUGAAUUUCUGGACAGGAUCGCGCGGAGGAGCAAAAGGAGCCACCGGAUCAGGAUAGAGAAGCCAUCAUGGCACCACCACCGCCACCGCCGACCAGCAAUCAGCAGCCACCACCACAGCAGACGGCUGCACCUCCUCCACCGCCAACGGGGCAAAACAUAGCGCCAUCGGGCGCCUUUCCAGGCUCACUGACACCCGGCUGGAACGAUCCGCCACCAAUCUCGGCGGAUGCCCUGACCAACAACGCGAACAACCGACGGCCACGCCUCGACCUCCGGAAGCGCGUGGCCCACCCGCUGGACGGGUUGUCCGGACUGUCCGGCGGCCUGGUAGCUCCACUCACGGAAGCCACGGCCUCACCACGUCCCGUGGCCAUGGUGCCGCCCCAGCGCCAGAUUCCCUGUCCCGAUCCCAACAGCACGGCUGGCGGAACAGCGGAUGCGGGCGGAUUCGGAGGAUCCAAUGCCAAUCCCAUGCGGUUGCCACCCUUGGCCCAGGCCAUAGGCAUUGAUCCCUCCAAGGUUCCGGUGGCCAUGGUGCCGCCGCGGCAGAAAUAGCACGUACUAGAUAGCCCCACAUGACGGGCAUACAUAGGUUAAGGAACUGCAAAUCACUGUGUUCUCUCGGGCGGCCUGGAAACCUAUAUUUUUCUAUGUUAUCCACUUAAGACACCUCACGAAAUACAAAUGCUGAUGGAUGGGGCUGCUGGAGACCCCAAAACUUGAGAA